Molecule: messenger RNA, 1269 nt
Organism: Abrus precatorius (Indian licorice)
Lineage: Eukaryota; Viridiplantae; Streptophyta; Magnoliopsida; Fabales; Fabaceae
Product: protein PIN-LIKES 7-like
Exons: 10
Coding region: 1-1269 (422 amino acids)
Biological process (GO): endoplasmic reticulum to cytosol auxin transport
Cellular component (GO): membrane
Source: RefSeq, a predicted model, not a curated record
AUGGGUUUUUGGGAACUUUUGGAAGUGGCGUCUGCCCCAGUCAUCCAAGUCUUACUUAUCAGUGCAUUAGGAGCUUUAAUGGCAACUGAUUAUUGUAAUAAUCUUCUUUCAGCAGACUUUCGAAAAUCCUUGAACAAGAUUGUCUUCAUUGCAUUCACUCCUUCACUUAUAUUUGCAAGUUUUGCCAAGACUGUUUCUCUUGAAGAUAUGAUAUCAUGGUGGUUUAUGCCCGUUAACAUUGGAUUUACCUUUUUAAUUGGGGGGAUUCUUGGAUGGAUAAUUGUAAAAGUACUGAAGCCAAACCCGAAAGUGGAAGGUCUUAUUAUUGCUUCAUGUUCAACAGGAAAUAUGGGUAACCUUCCUGUUGUGAUUAUCCCUGCUAUCUGUGAUGAGAAAGGAGGUCCAUUUGGUGCACCUGAUGAUUGUCGAAGCAGGGCCCUCUCUUAUUCUUUUUUCUCUUUGGCGCUUGGUGGUGUUUUCAUCUGGACCUAUACUUACCAACUAAUAAGAAACAGUUCCAUGAGAUAUAAGGCAUUUGAGGUUGCUGAGAACUUAAAGAUUCCCAACAAAGACCUUGGUACUACUGAAGAAGCUCGCCUUCUCAGGGAAAAUGAUAUCCAAAUUAAAUUAUAUCAAACAUAUCCACGACAAUUUGUUGCUUAUAAAAUGAAUCUGAAUCUGCAGCUUGUAGAUCAAAGUCAGUCCAUUGUAUCGAAGAAUGGGAAAGAAUCCUUUUGGCGUCGAACAAUGGAAACUAUGCGCCAAAUUCUGACAGAACUAAUGUCACCGCCAACAAUUGCUACAAUUUUAGGUUUCCUCUUUGGUGGCGUUAAAUGGCUAAGGAACUUGAUAAUAGGACACGAUGCUCCAUUGAAAGUGGUAGAAGACUCCAUUCAAUUGCUAGGGGAUGGGACAAUUCCUUGUAUCACCCUUUUGCUUGGUGGCAACCUUACACAAGGCAUGCAAUCAUCAAGUAUCCAACCAUUGACCCUCAUUUGCAUAAUCAUAGCUCGACUUUUCUUACUACCUGCAAUUGGAUUUUUUGUUGUUAAAGCGGCUGCAAAUUUUGGUUUCCUCCCAUUGGACCCUUUGUUUCAAUAUGUGCUAGUGAUGCAGUAUGCCUUACCGCCUGCAAUGAAUAUUAGUACCAUGGCUCAAUUAUUUGAUGUUGGCACUGAAGAGUUUUCAGUUAUUCUCUUGUGGACAUACGGCGCGGCAACUAUAGCUCUCACACUUUGGUCAACGUUCCUUAUAUGGAUAUUUUCAUAA